This is a messenger RNA of Micropterus dolomieu (smallmouth bass), 1882 nucleotides long. RefSeq lists its product as uncharacterized. The transcript is spliced from 3 exons. NCBI's taxonomy places the organism in Eukaryota, Metazoa, Chordata, Actinopteri, Centrarchiformes, Centrarchidae. The coding region runs from base 40 to 411 and encodes 123 amino acids. The record is from RefSeq and is a predicted model, not a curated record.
GGCGAGUGGAACUACAGGGAUGGCUCCGAGAAGGUGAGCAUGCGCGGCGUGUCCAACCUGACUGAGGUUCUGGACAACUGGAGGUUCGACAUCCUGAACCAGAUGAAAGGACUUCUGCAGAACGACCACCAGUCUCUCCUGCCCGACUACGCCAGAAUCCAGCCGCUGUCUGAGGCCUUAGACGACCUCUACAAGGAGUUCAACGCCCUCAAAUCCCGCCUGGGCGAUCUGACCGAGAAGUUCACCGCCAUAGAAACUUUCAUUGACGAGGUCAAGGCCAGCCGCGCCAACAAUGCCAACAACGCCAACACUGGCCCGGCCCCCGAUCCGGCAUCUGGUCCCGCUCCGGGCCCCGGCCCCAAACAGAAUGGGAGGAGGCUGAUAAGGAAAAAACCCCCCACUCACUCCUAAUCAACCAAUGGUGUGCUUCCUCCAUCCUGAUGUUUGCUUCUUCUCACGGCUGUCUUACAUUUCUAAUCUUUCUUUAAUUCCAUAAUUAUCAUGUUCCAUGCAAUGAAAUUCUUUUACCAAGCACAAAAAUAAAAAAAGAAUUAAAAUAUCGGCCCGUUCUCAUUCCCAGGGCGUCAAAUAGCGGCACUUUGUCAGGUCCUUUGGCGUCCGACACCAACGCACAUGGCACCCGUUAGCGUCAUUAUCCAACGCUAAAAGUAGGCCUAUUAUAAGUAACAGAAAAGUCCAAGUGAGGAGGUGGUCUAGGUCGUCAGGUGGGUCAGAAACCGGACUUUCACCGAGGAGGCCAGUAUUUGUUUUCUGUGUAAAACAAAAAGUCAACAUUGACUCUUUUUAGCGAUUUUACAUAACUUACAUAAGCAAAGCCACGUGAGUAAAACCACGUGAGUAAAACCACGUGAGUAACGUAUUUUGACCCAAACCACAAUGUUUUCCUAAACCUAACCAAGUAGUUUUGUUGCCUAAAACUAACCAAAUCGCUACGUUUCACAAUGUUAACCACUAGUUUUAAUUUGAAAGUCUAACCGGACACAUAUUUUUUUUAUUAAAGCUUACCCAGGGCGUAAAAAAACGAUGCCAAUGGGUCUUGACUAAGCAUCCAUAUGUGAUGCCCUGUGAUGAGAACGGGUUGAACAUAUACAAUACAGUAUAAGAUAAAACGUCUAAAAUAUACUGUAAAUAAAAGAUGACACUCAUACAUAGCGGGGACCCUAAAUAAAAACACACAUCAUAUAAAAAGAUGUCAGAGCUGCACUCAGUGUGUUGCCAGGAUCCAGCACUCCAAAUAAAUGUUGUUUUCCUGUGACGGUUUUCUAAUCAGUGUAAUUGGUGUACAGACACUGGUAACAUAGACACUUGUUUUAGAAAUCCACACACCUGCUGUGUCUGAAAUCACUCACUUGAUUUACUCACUCGUCACACUCGACACUGAAUAGUAAAGUAAGCAGUAAACUGAGAUUUCAGAAGCAUAUUUUGCUGAAAGGUGAAUUUUUCUCUCUCUGUAAAAUACGUUGUGGGAUUGUAUCCAUCCCAUCUGACACUACUUUUUUCAUUCCAUUAAACUGCACACUCAGGUGUGUAGUGGUUUCAAACACAGCCACGGUUUCCUCAUAAAGGAUGAUUUUUUCUACAGUGUGGCCCCCCCAGUAACAUUGUAUCUUGACAAACAUUUCAAAUCAUUUUGUUUGAAAGAUUUCCUCGUUCCUUGUUGUUGUUGUUGUUGUUGUUGUUGUUGUUGUUGUUUUAGCUCCUGGCGAGUUCAGCUACACAUGCUGAGUGAUAUCUUACAGCACGGCUGAGCUGGUGAGAAAACACUUGUUCUGUUUCUUCUGAAUGCUUGUUGGACAAACGUGCUUGUUGGUUUGGAUUUCCUGCUGCAUCAUAUGAGCUCAAAAUAAACUCACUCAUUGCA